UAAGUCCUACUAUAAAAGCCGGUUGUCUUACCCAUCAACUCAUCAUCAGUCAACAGUCAGAUUCUCACAGCAGCAGCUAACUAACCAACUGAAUAAUCUAAAUAAAAUGGAUACCCUGACGACAGUCAACGUUGCUGCCGUCCAAAGCACCUGGGCCAUCGUCAAGAAAGACUUGAGUACUCAUGCUCCUGCCUUCUAUGUGGCAUUGCUGACUGCCCAUCCGGAAUAUCAGCCCAUGUUCCCAACCAUUGCCAACGUUCCCGCUGGAGAACUGUUGAACAAUGCUGCAUUGAAAACCUUGUCGGUGAAUGUACUGUCUAAAUUGUCGGAAUUGAUCGACUGCAUGGGAAAUCCGGAUACUUUGAACGCUCAACUUGUUGAUUUGGCUAAUGAGCACAAGAGCCGUGGAACAACCCGUGCCCAUUUUGAUAACUUGUCCAAGGUGUUGAUCGACUUCUUGGCUGCCAACCUGGGAGGAGAAUUCACUCCAGAAGCCCACCAAGCCUGGACGGCUACCAUGCAAGGUAUUAACACCGUUGUCGAAGCAUCUUCCUAAGUCAGAAGAAGAAAAGAAAGAUAACAAA
Messenger RNA from Daphnia carinata, 584 nucleotides. Its product is annotated as body wall hemoglobin-like. The coding region runs from base 107 to 556 and encodes 149 amino acids. Gene Ontology annotation, biological process: oxygen transport. Lineage: Eukaryota; Metazoa; Arthropoda; Branchiopoda; Diplostraca; Daphniidae. Gene Ontology annotation, cellular component: hemoglobin complex; extracellular region. The transcript is spliced from 5 exons. Gene Ontology annotation, molecular function: oxygen binding; heme binding. The record is from RefSeq and is a predicted model, not a curated record.